AUGCUCACAAUGUCAGGACAUAGGACUACUAAGAUGCAGUCAGGGCUUCCAUUGCUUCCUCUCAGGAAAGUGUUCAGGCCAAAGAUUGCCCUGUUUGAAUUAAAAUGUCCUUCUCUUUCUCUCUUUGGCCAAGCAGAGAUGGUUGGAUUUUUGUUAGUUAAAUGUAUCUUUCACACAGUUCAACUGAGAAAUGUGGGUGAGCACAAGACUGUGGGAGUCCCUGGAGGCACAUGUGGCCCCCAACCUGGGAAGUUGGUCAAGAAAGCUUCCUGGAAGAGUGGUGGUUAUGCUGCAUCUAAAUGCAUGAGUCGAGUUAGCCAGGUGAGGGUGGCUGAAAGGGGAUGCCAAGCAAGAUGA
Messenger RNA from Rangifer tarandus platyrhynchus (Svalbard reindeer), 357 nucleotides. The record is from the annotation of a GenBank genome assembly. NCBI's taxonomy places the organism in Eukaryota, Metazoa, Chordata, Mammalia, Artiodactyla, Cervidae.